AGAUAGCCUGAUGUGGGAGGGGCAUUAGAGGCUGCCUUACCAUCAAAGCAGUUGGUGAAAGAAUGGCCACCAGACAUACUCAAUCCGAGGAUGACCUUUCCUGUCCAAUUUGCGGAUAUAUUCUGAAUCAUCCAGUGGUCCUCACCUGCAGACACAGAUUCUGUAAGGCCUGUCUACAAGACAGCUGGGACACACAAGACCAAAAGGACUCCCACUACUGUCCUCUGUGCUGGCGUUGCUCUUCAAUGGAUCAAAUUGUGGUAAACACUGUGCUAGAGAAGGCCUGUGAAUCCUUCAAAGGCGACAGAAGCAGGAACGACCCAGAUACUUGUAGAGAGCAUGGAGAAAACCUGACACUCUUCUGUUUGGAGGAUUUGGAACCGAUCUGUGGUCUUUGUGGCAAAGCAGCUGCGCACAAGGGGCACAGACUCUAUCCCAUUGCAGAGGGUGCCCAUGAUUGUAAGGAGGAGCUGAAGAGCGCACUUCUGCCCUUGAAAGAGAAGCUACAGCUGUACAAGAAUGCGACAGUAGCAUGUGAGGAGGUGACUGAACAUAUAAAGAACCAAGCUAAACACACUGAAGCACAGAUCAAAAAGGAAUUUGAAGCUCUUCACAACUUCCUUAAGGAGCAGGAGGCUACUAGACUUGCAGAUUUAAAGGCUGAGGAGGAACAGAAGAAUCUAAUGAUCAGUCAGAAGAUUGAGGAGAUAAACAAUGAAGUGGCAACUCUUUCUAACAUUAUCAGAACAGCAGAACAGGAAAUGAAGAGUCAAGACAUCCCAUUCCUUAAGAAUUACAGGGAGACAAUCAGAAGAACCUGGAAAACUUCUCCUGAUCCACUGAUGUUAUCUGGAACACUAAUAGAUGUGGCAAACCACUUGGGCUCUUUGAAAUAUAAAGUGUGGGAGAAGAUGAAAAAAAUUGUUAAAUAUACUCCAGUGAUACUGGAUCCAAAUACAGCAGCAAGCUGUUUCAUCUUGUCUGAAGAUCUCACAGUUCUGCAAAACUCUACCCAGAUCUUCAAGCUCCCAGACAAUCCAGAGCGCUUUGACGUUAGUGCAGAGAUGCUUGGUGCUGAGGGCUACUCCUCUGGACGUCACAGCUGGGAUGUGGAGGUGAAUGACAACACCUACUGGGUUUUAGGAAUAGCCAGCGAGUCCAUUAACAGGAAGGGAAAACACGUGCUGACACCGGCAGAGGGAUUCUGGACUAUAAGAUAUCGUAAUGGAGAACAUAAAGCCUGCACAGCGCCCUGGGAGCCACUUAACAUGUCUAAGAAGCCAGACGUGAUAAGAAUGGUUUUGGAUAUGGACAGAGGAAAGGUGGCAUUUUAUGACCCCAGAGAGCGAACGCCUCUCUACACCUUCACAAAUAUCAUCACACCCCGAGCUUUUCCUUAUUUUUGUACUGCUUGUAAAGAGCAUCCACUGAAAAUCCUACCAGAAAAGAUAACCUUAUCAACUGAGUAAUAACUGAGCUAAAAUAAAGCACUCCAGCUAAGUUUUCAUAUUACAUUCUUUACAGUACUACCUUACAUCUGUUAAGAUUUUAUUUAUUGUCUUUGUUCAAUAAUGGUGAAAAGUUCAGCUUAUAAUAGCUUGAAAUGAAUGAAAAAACACUUCUUUUUUUUAAAGAAGUUGUUUAUUAGAGUUACAACACAACUCAGAGAUUUGGGCUUGCA
Molecule: messenger RNA, 1681 nt
Organism: Cyprinodon variegatus (sheepshead minnow)
Lineage: Eukaryota; Metazoa; Chordata; Actinopteri; Cyprinodontiformes; Cyprinodontidae
Gene: trim35-13
Product: zinc-binding protein A33-like
Exons: 6
Coding region: 63-1469 (468 amino acids)
Molecular function (GO): zinc ion binding; protein binding
Source: RefSeq, a predicted model, not a curated record